Messenger RNA from Closterium sp. Naga37s-1, 503 nucleotides. The record is from the annotation of a GenBank genome assembly. NCBI's taxonomy places the organism in Eukaryota, Viridiplantae, Streptophyta, Zygnematophyceae, Desmidiales, Closteriaceae.
AUGGAGGCUCUAACUUCGUCUCUCCUCUCCACGCCGCCUCCUACGCAUCGGAAUAAGGCAUCUAUCGCUAAGCUCAAUCGCUCGUCCGCAUUGCCAGGGUCCCUUCCCCACGGACCCCGUCCCACAUUUCCACCGUCCCUCAAAUCGCCUUCGCCACUAGCCGGCGGUCCCAAAUGCUGGUCGCGAGUACCCGCGCUUCCGCAAGGCUCCGCCGAUGACGCGCGCGCGGCAGAGCGGAGUUACGAUGAGGUGGAAGAGGCGAUUCGGCGAAUUUCCGACGAGCAGGAUCAGCUGAGGGCCCGCGUGGUAGAAGCGUCGGAAGCGGCGUGCAAUGCGGACGUCGAUGUAGUCCGGCCGGUGCUAGGAUCAGCGUCUUCGCAACCGCCGCAGGCGGAGGCGCCGUCCGCGAUGGACGUGCGAUCAGCGGUGAGUGCGGCGGUGGGGGUUUGUCGGGUGGUGGCUCUGACCGCUUUCGCACAAGGCGGAAGAAUUAAGGGACGUAG